AUGAGCCAAAUUGAGCUAACUGGCAUUGGAGGGAAGCCCAUCCGCGUCAACACCGGCCUCUUCAUCAACAAUAAGUUUCAGCCAGCAGCUGGAUCAUCUCAGCUUGAUGUCGAGAACCCUACGACUAGGGGCCACCUCGCCUCCGUUUCAGCGGCCCAGGGAGAGGACGUUGAUGCCGCGGUCGAAUCAGCCCAAGCGGCAUUCCAGGGACAAUGGAGGACCAUUCUUCCCGCUCGGAGGGGCCAACUCCUCAACAAGCUCGCCGACCUAAUCGAGCGAGAUUCAGAUGACCUGGCCAGCCUUGAGGCUCUGGAUGCGGGAGUAUUAUUUGGGGAGUCGAAGGGACUCCACAUUUCCCAGGCGGUUGAGACGCUCAGGUACUUUGCUGGCUGGGCGGACAAGAUCGCUGGCCAGCUCUUGAACAUCCCACAAGGCUAUGCAUUUACGCGGCGAGAGCCACUUGGAGUGUGCGCUGCCAUUGUCCCAUGGAAUGCACCACUGAUGAUCACCAUCUGGAAGCUGGCUCCCGCCAUUGCGGCUGGCAACGUGCUGAUCAUCAAAACGCCGGAGCUGGCACCUCUGUACGGCCAAAAGCUGGCCAGUCUCGUUGAAGAGGCAGGCUUCCCUCCAGGUGUGAUCAACAUCAUCUGUGGCCACGGUUCUGUUGCCGGCCAAGCGCUGGCGAGGCACGGAGGCGUCAAGAAGAUUGCAUUCACUGGGAGUGCUCCGGUUGGUCGACAGAUAUUGCGAGCUGCGGCCGAUUCGAACCUCAAGAAGGUGACGCUGGAACUGGGUGGUAAAGGACCUUCUAUCGUGUUUGCCGAUGCUGAUUUGGACAACGCCUUGUUUUGGACGGCGAUUGGCAUCACCGCCAACAACGGACAGGUCUGCGCUGCUGGGUCUCGUAUCUAUGUCCACGCCAGCGUCUAUGACACAUUCCUCCUUGCCUUCGCAGAAAAAUUGGCCCAAACCUCUCAUGGCGACCCGCUGCUCAGCGAGACAACGAAAGGUCCGGUCAUCAGCCUGAAGCAGAGAGAGAAGAUCAUCGAGUAUAUUCGACAUGCGAAAGAAUCCGGUAUCCGCCUUAUAGCUGGAGGAGAAUCGAUGCCGGGCAGCGGAAAUUUCAUUGCCAACACUGCCUUUGCCGAUGUCCCUGAUGAUGCUCAAAUCAUGCAAGAGGAGAUAUUCGGGCCUGUCGCGUCAAUUGCCAAGUUCGAUACAGAAGCUGAAGCCAUUUCAAAGGCUAAUGCAAGUGAAUACGGCCUCAGCGCCGCCGUCUUCACCAACGACGUUAACCGAGCACAACGUGUCUCGGCGGCGCUGGAAAGUGGACAGGUCACGAUCAACUGCUGGGGGCUAUUGCAUGCGAACACUCCGUUUGGAGGGGUUAAGCAGUCUGGCUUCGGCCGUGAUAUGGGGGAGGAAGCACUUGAUGGAUGGCUGACGACAAAGACGGUCAAGUACAAUACUCUGCCUGCAGCUUUCAAGGAGUAG
This is a messenger RNA of Phialemonium atrogriseum, 1494 nucleotides long. Its product is annotated as aldehyde dehydrogenase domain-containing protein. Gene Ontology annotation, molecular function: aldehyde dehydrogenase (NAD+) activity. The transcript is spliced from 4 exons. Lineage: Eukaryota; Fungi; Ascomycota; Sordariomycetes; Cephalothecales; Cephalothecaceae. The coding region runs from base 1 to 1494 and encodes 497 amino acids. The record is from RefSeq and is a predicted model, not a curated record.